UCGGUUCACUUCCGCCCAAAAAUUCGUCCAGGUUUCAGAGUAGGAUUAGUGGCAAACUCGGCGUCCGUGAACCCCUCCGGAUUAAAUGAAAACAAGGACCACAAAGCUGAGUGUGAGCAGUAGGACUGACUGGAGCCAGGGUGACGAUCUCAAUUCCCAAGCACAAAUGGAUUUCUGUUCCUGGUCCCACGUCUACUGUGACUGUCUCUGUGCUAGGAAAUGUGCUGCAAGUGAUCAUCAGCUUUCAGUGGAGACCUAUGCAGGGACCAGAGUGGGCAAUGAGUUGUCAGGAACCUCACUCUUUACAUUGUUGGAUUACCUGUGGCUGGAGUAGGAAUCAGCUUUAGAAACAAGGGGAAUUUUGGCAAAUAGUACAACACAAAUGAAAUAUUUUGUUGAGUAAGAUAUGCUAGUCAUAAAAGUCAAAUGCUAUCUAGUUCUACAUACAGCUGUCUCUAGAGUAGUAAAAUUUGUAGAAGCAGAAAACAGAGGACACCCUAGCCUGGGACGAUGGAUGAAGAGUUGGUAUACUCUUCUGCCUGGGACAUAGAAGAAGAGUUUCUGUUUGGGAAAUGAGGCAAUUCUUCAGAUGGAUGGUGGCAAUGGUUUCACAAUAGUGUGAAGAUACUUAUACCACUGAACCAGACACUGAAGAAUGGACAGAGGGGCUAAGAACGGAGUCAGAUGGGCAAGACUUCACAGAGGAAGCAAUGUGACUGUGAGAAUCCAUCAAAGCCUUGUUUAAGUACCUCAAUCCCCCUGAGGAUGUCUAAUUAUACAUUCAAGAGGCCAGUCACUAAAAUCACAUCCCAUCUGGGCAAUGAGGUAAGAUACUAUCAGUGGGAGGAGACCUUGGAGAAGCCGGAGCAAGCCUGCUGGCAAAAGAGACUUCAAGGACUCCAGGCCUACAGCAGUGCGGGAGAAAUUUUGAGCACUUCAGACCUUUCCAAGGCUUUGAAAGAUCUUACACCUAGAGACACAGACGCCGCCUCUUCAAUCAUUCAAGCUAACAGCAUGGACCCCAGGCCCUUGUCCACCCUUGGGUCAUCUUCACAUUUGGCAAAGAUGAUACCAGAAGCAGGCCCACAGAUCCUUUGCAAAGAAUUUCUGGUCACUGAAGAGGAUAUUAGCAUCCAGGAAAGGAAAGUGAAAAUAGCAAGAGAAAGACUGGCAGUGGCAUUGAUUGCACACAAGCUAGCAAAUGAGACAGAGAAAGUGAGGGGUUCAAGGAAAGCAAAGGUAUAAACAUGAUGGGGGGAGGGAGUACUGGGGAAAAGACACUGCACGUGAAAUGGGGCAUAGCCUUGUUUUAACGCCUCUUUGCAGUCUUUAGUUGUUUUGAGACCUUGAAACUUUAAACUUAACAAUACUUUAUUAAAAGUCUGUGCGAUGCAAAAAAA
Molecule: messenger RNA, 1400 nt
Organism: Rattus norvegicus (Norway rat)
Lineage: Eukaryota; Metazoa; Chordata; Mammalia; Rodentia; Muridae
Source: RefSeq, a predicted model, not a curated record